AGUAGUGGUGUCCCCACGCCACGUGGGAGAAAAAAAAUCUGAAUGCCCACAAAAACAGAUGGAGAAUAAAGGGUUGUAUUAAGCUGGAAUCUUUCUAUGUGAUUUUGCUUUUCGUUUCGUAGUUCAGUCCAUAUGUCCAUUAAAGCUUCAAAAGCAUUGUAUAAUUGCAAAUAUUAUGUCCUAAAAAGCUUAAAGAUAGAAGGAGAAAGUAGAAGCAAAAUUCUGUCGGUUAAAACUUAAACAGUAGUUUGGCACUGAUUUUCAUAAAACCCAUGUCACUAGCUUGCCUUUCUCUGUGAAUUAAAAAUUUUUCACAUGUUAAAUUGUAACUGAUACAUCCUGGUAAAGCCCGCAAAUCACGUUUUCGAGUUGAAAAGUUCAAGAUUUGUAACGAGCAAGGAUUUUAAACUUGCAGGAGGAAAAUGCAUGCAGAGAAUCUUGAAAUAGUUAUGAAGCCCUAGUUGAAGUUUAAGGUUGCUUCAUUUGAAGGUAAUUCAUCAGAAAUUUGUUCAGAAUAUUUUCUUGGAGGAUUAGACUUGGGCAAAGGCUUUCACUGGAGAAGAAUAAGUUCUUGUUCACAAUUCCCAUACUUUUCAAAUUUUUUGAUCAAUAAAUUCUAUAUCUUGAUGGCAGAAAAAGUCAGCCAUAUAACAUUUCUAGUUUUGUUUAUCCUCUCAAUAUUAGUUACCUAUACAGAGCAGCUUCAAUCAUCUCAAAUACAGACCCUUCUGAGAAUUCAACAACUUCUAAACAAUCCACCCUUUUUGAAUAGUUGGAAUAAUGUCACAGAUUUUUGCAACUUGGAACCAAGGCCGAGUCUGACUAUCGUUUGCUACGAAGGUAGCAUAACUCAGUUGCAUAUUAUAGGAGACGAGGGUGCUCCUCAAUUACCCGAGAGUUUCUCCAUUGAUUCCUUUGUUACUACACUUGUUAGGCUUCCUAGUUUGACAGUCCUUAAAUUGGUUUCUCUUGGUUUAUGGGGGCCGUUGCCUACUAAACUUACACGGUUAUCAUCACUGGAAAUACUAAACUUGAGUUCAAAUUUCUUUCAUGGAACCAUACCGCCUCAAAUUUCUUUAUUGACACAUCUUCAGACUCUAAUACUCGAUGGGAAUAACUUUACUGGUGGACUUCCAAAUGGCCUGGAUUCCCUUUCAGCUUUGGCUGUGUUGAGUGUGAAGAACAAUUCUUUAUACGGAUCACUGUCUGAGUCGCUGGGAAGUUUGGAAAACCUCAGGGUCCUUGCGUUGUCGAAUAACAAAUUCUCCGGUGAAGUACCUAAUCUCAGCAGUUUGGAAAACCUUCAAAUUCUUGAUUUGGAGAAUAAUGCUCUAGGCCCUCGAUUCCCUGUAAUUAGUAAUAAGAUCGAAAGAAUUGUGUUGAGGAAAAACAAAUUCACAUUUGGCAUUCCAGAGAAAGUUCAAUCCUAUAAUCAACUCGAGCACUUAGAUAUAUCGUCCAACCGAUUUGUGGGACCAUUUCUAGUUUCCUUGCUAUCCCUACCGUCGAUUGCUUAUGUAAAUAUUGCAGAUAAUAAAUUCACAGGUAUGCUUUUCGAAGAUCUUCCUUGUAAUCCUAGUCUCCACUUUGUGAACUUGACUUUGAAUCUGUUGUCUGGAAAAUUGCCAAGCUGUUUGGUUCCAAGUUCCAAACCUAUGGUUGUGUCAUAUGCUGGGAAUUGUUUGGCAACGGGAGAUAAAAAUCAGCAUCCAAUUUCGUUCUGUAAGAAUGAGGCUCUAGCUGUAGGAAUCUUACCUCAUCACGAGAAGCGAAAAAAAGUUUCGAAAAUAGCUCUUGCUUUAAGUGUAACCGGAGGAAUUAUUGGAUCAAUCAUUCUAGUUGCUAUAGCCCUUUUAGUAGUCAGAAAUUUUAUUGCACAGAGACCUCUAACAAAACCCCCAGUAAGAUUUAUAGAAGAGAAUGCAUCGACUAGCUACACCUCAAACUUUCUUCGAGAUGCAAGGUAUAUAACUCGAGCAACGAUGCUAGGAGCACUUGGCCUUCCUGCUUACCGGACCUUUUCACCGGAAGAGCUUGAGGAGGCAACAAACAACUUUGAUAUAUCGACCUUCAUUAGUGAAGGAUCUCAUGAUCAGAUGUACAGAGGUCAGCUGAAGAAUGGCUCCUUCGUUGCAAUUAGAUGCCUGAAAACGAAAAGUAGCUACGGCACUCAACAUUUUAUGCCUCACAUAGAAUUAAUGUCAAAACUCAGACAUCACCAUUUGGUCAGCUCUCUCGGACAUUGCUUUGAGUAUUACUUGGAUGAUUCAAGUGUUAGCAGAGCAUUUCUCGUCUUUGAAUAUGUGCCCAAUGGGACUCUCAGGAGCUGGAUAUCUGAGAAGCACAUUAAACGAAAACUUACCUGGGUACAGCGCAUUGCAGCUGCCAUUGGGGUAGCAAAGGGUAUCCAAUUCCUGCAUACGGGAAUUGUACCAGGUCUCUUUUCGAAUAAUUUCAAAAUAACAGAUAUUUUAUUGGAUCAGAACCUUGCUGCAAAAAUUAGCAGCUACAACCUGCCUUUGCUAGCAGAGUAUGUGAGAAAAGAUCAUCUCCAAAAUGUUCUCAGUGGAUCAAACGAUUUUAAAAGUGCUAGAGUGAGACAUCAGGACAAGUUCGACAUUUAUGACUUUGGUGUAAUACUGCUAGAAAUCUUUUCAGGGAAGCCGAUAAAUUUGAGGAACGAAGUUGAGGUUCUAAAAGAUCAGUUACUCGCCAGCAUAACAGCCGAUGAUGCAUCAAGUGUCGUUGAUCGAGCGAUCAACGGCUCGUGCUCUAAUGAAUCGUUAAAAACGAUGAUGGAGAUAUGUUACAGGUGUUUGCACAAGGAUCCAGUCGAUAGACCUUCUAUCGAAGAUGUGCUAUGGAAUUUGCAAUUUGCUAGCCAGGUCCAGGAUGCAUCAAGAGCAGACUCCCAUAGCAGUGAUGGCUCUCUGAUUUCACCUAUGCAAUCGUCGAACUUAAAGCUCACUAUCAGGCAGUAGAUGAAGUUUUAUCGCAUGCCCUUUUGUCUGGAUUACACCCCAAACACAGAUCAACACCACUCUCAGGUGUUUCUUUCUGACAUUUCAAGAUCAAGACACGGAAUUAAAUUCCUGAAAACUUGUCGGUUUGUCUAGUUCUUUGGAAAAGACGAGGUUUUAGCAUAGAUUUGAAGUCUAUGUACACAACAAUGAAGAAUGUUAUAUGCUGUCAUGUCAUGUACUUUGUAAAAUAACAAUAGACGAAUUUAAUGUUGAAGACAAUGUAAGUGUUUUUGUGUUACUUCUACAACAGGCAUAUCGCCAUAAAUGGUUGAGAACA
Molecule: messenger RNA, 3300 nt
Organism: Olea europaea var. sylvestris
Lineage: Eukaryota; Viridiplantae; Streptophyta; Magnoliopsida; Lamiales; Oleaceae
Product: probable inactive leucine-rich repeat receptor-like protein kinase At3g03770
Exons: 9
Coding region: 627-2981 (784 amino acids)
Biological process (GO): protein phosphorylation
Molecular function (GO): protein kinase activity; ATP binding; protein binding
Source: RefSeq, a predicted model, not a curated record